AUGGGGGAGGCGCCCAGCUCCGCGCCCUCGCCUGCGCUCUGGGACUGGGACUACCUGGACCACUGCUUCGCCCGCCACCGCGUCUGCAUCUCCUUUGGCCUGUGGAUCUGCGCCUCCUCCUGCUGGAUCGCCGCCCACGCGCUGCUUCUCUACCUGAGAUGUACAAAGAAACAUGGGCAGGGUCAGUCCCCACUGUGCGCCGCCUGCUGCCUCCUGACCAGCCUGUGCGACACUGUUGGGGCAAUUCUGGCCAGACAGCUCACGAUCCAGGUUUUCAGUGGUGCCUACCUAGCCACUAUUGACUUAGCCAACUUCAUGUUCAUCCUCUUCCCAGUCUGUGGAUCCAAAUUCAAGUCUCAUUCGGGCCGACACACCAGAAAGAGGAAGAGGAGGAAGCAGCUCAGAGCUGGCGUAUUUGCCCUGGCUCUGCCACUGAGCCUGGGCCCAGGCUGGGCUCUCUGGGCUGCUGUUCCAAAGGCUUCAGCUCUGGUCCGGGGGCCCCAGCGGAGGCUGCUGGGAAGCCUGCUGCAGGAAAAUACCGAAGUCCUCGGCUACCUGCUGGGUGUCAUUGCUGCCUUGGGCGCCUGGGCCUCUCGGAUACCCCCACUCUCCAGAAUCUGCCGGGGGAAGUCAUUCUCCUACAUCCACCUGUGGACACGGCUGCUGUCCGCCCUGGCGGGCCUCCUCUACGCCUCAGCCAUUGUGGCCCAUGACCGGCAGCCCGAGUACCUGCUUCGGGCUACACCCUGGUUCCUGACCUCCCUUGGCCGUGCUGCUCUGGACCUUGCUAUCAUCUUCCUUUCGUGUGUGAUGAAGAGCAAGAUGAGGCAAGCCUUAGGAUUCUCCACAGAAGCCAGAGAGAGCCCCGACACCCAGGCCCUUCUGACCUGUGCAGAGGAGGAGGGAGAGAACCAAGAGGCUGGGACCAAGGACAAGACUUCAGAUUGGGUGCCACUCACCACCCUGUCACACUGCAAGUCACUGAAGACGAUGGCAGCAAUCAGUCAUUACAUGGAGCUGACCGUCGAACCUAUACAGCAGGCAAGCUGUGGUGCCAUGAGACUGCCUGGUGAUGGACAGACCAGCACAGGAGACGCGUCACUGCAAGAGCCCCCCUCAUACCCUCCCGUUCAGGUCAUCCGGGCCCGAGUGUCUUCCAGCAGCUCCUCUGAGGUGUCCUCCAUCAACUCAGACCUGGAGCAGAAGUAUUGGGAGGCCCUAAACUCGGAGCAGUGGGAUCCUGAAGAUGUCAAUUUUGAAAGGAACAAUGACAACAUGGAGACCUUCAGAUUCCAGGUGCCGAGGGGCUCUUCGACGACAGUAGACUUGAGCUCUGCUGAUUAGUAUCUUCUAAAAACCAGUCCAUCAGCUCAAAGACCAGGAUGAGGCAUUCAUCAGUAAAACUGAGCAGAGAUCGGACCUACAGUGACACCCAUAGCAGGGAUUUAAGCCACUGAAGAAGCUGCCCAGGGAAGUGAGGAACCUGGAGCUGAGCGUGGCUGGUCUACCUGGCUCAGAAUAAAUCUAAGAUUGUGGGUUCUAUGGACAGACCUGGAUAUGCCAUUUGUUCUGAAGAUUAGAAGCUCACAGAUGGCUCCUGCUUUGUAAAGAUAAGCCUUCAUCCAAAGGACAAUGGGCCCUCUUUUCCUGUCUUUCCUUUCCUUCUAUUCCCAUGAAAUGCAACUGUAAACUCAGUAUCUGCUGGAUGCCAGGAAUGAGUUCACCUAACAAAUAGCUCAUGUGUUUGGACCUCAGCAGAGCCUGUCCUGCAAGCCCUGGCUUCUGCCCUCCAGUAUCUGCUGGAAGUUAUCCAUAGGACUGCUUGGUCAACCAAGUAUCUGUGAGAUCAGUGGUAUGGCAAGCACAAGCAAAAAAACAAAAGAAUGGGUUUUUAUUGGUCUUUUCGAAGAAUGAAAAGCAAGAGAACUUCCUCCAGCCUGGCAACGCGUGUGCGGAGGCAGGGUUUACAGGUGAGGGGCACUGUGUGCUUUAGGAGGUCACUGAGAGCAUACAGAGGGUAAUAGGUAUGCUGGGACAUGUUAAUUCAAGCACAGUAACCCCAUUUGAAGAUGAUUGGUAGUAUGAUCACAUGUGAGGGGAAAGGUGAAGGGAAUGGGGCUAAGGUCGGAAC
Molecule: messenger RNA, 2131 nt
Organism: Marmota flaviventris (yellow-bellied marmot)
Lineage: Eukaryota; Metazoa; Chordata; Mammalia; Rodentia; Sciuridae
Gene: Tmem44
Product: transmembrane protein 44
Molecular function (GO): basic amino acid transmembrane transporter activity
Source: RefSeq, a predicted model, not a curated record